Messenger RNA from Bactrocera tryoni, 825 nucleotides. Its product is annotated as piggyBac transposable element-derived protein 1-like. The record is from RefSeq and is a predicted model, not a curated record. Gene Ontology annotation, molecular function: sequence-specific DNA binding. Bases 1 to 825 code for a protein of 274 amino acids. The transcript has a single exon. Lineage: Eukaryota; Metazoa; Arthropoda; Insecta; Diptera; Tephritidae.
AUGGCACGUUCAAAGAAAACAACAAUGAGGGAGAUUGAAGAUAUUUUAGAGAAUUGGAGCGAUGACGAAAAUCCGGUUCAGUGUGUCAACGUACUCCCACCCAAUGUACAUGAACUAUCCGAUGAAGAAUUAAUCGACGAGAAUACAAUCGCAAUUCAUGAAGAUCAAACUGCUUUGACUGAGAUUGCCGGCUAUUUAGAAAUUGAGAGAGAGCGAAACAUUCAUAUGGAUAUUGCUUAUGAAGAGGUUGUCGAAACUCAACCGGAGGCUUUGCCAUCAACUUCCAAAUCGGAUGCUGAGUGGACUGGUCCACCUCAAAAGAAACCGAGAGUCAGCUACAAGCCAGUGAGUUCAUUUGGAACUCCAAAAUGGUCCAGGAACAAAGGAAAGGAGGAGUUUCAUUACGAUAUAUCGCCUCAGGCAGCUCCGUUGACCGGUAUGCAGAAAGGUGUGCGUGAGUUACUAAAGGAUCUGUCACCAAUACAAUUAUUCUCAAAGUUUUAUGAUGGGGAGGUGUUGAAUUAUAUCAUAACUGAGACUAACCGAUUUGCGGCCCAGAACAAAGCUGGUUUUCAUUUGGACGUGGUUAUAUUGAAAAGAUUUUUGGGGAUUUUACUGAUAUCGGGCUACCACACUUUGCCUUCAAUUGAGGAUUAUUGGUCUUCGCAGCUGUCAAUGGGAAUUGCAAUAGUACAACAGGCAAUGUCCAGAGCUACGUUCAUGCAUGUGAAGAGAUACAUCAAUUUUGCGAAUAAUGAUGAAUUAGAUGUUAAUGAUAUGAUGGCCAAGGUACUAUGUAUACAUUAUUACACUAUCGUUAUUUAA